Messenger RNA from Daldinia loculata, 2730 nucleotides. Its product is annotated as Piwi-domain-containing protein. Lineage: Eukaryota; Fungi; Ascomycota; Sordariomycetes; Xylariales; Hypoxylaceae. The transcript is spliced from 4 exons. Bases 1 to 2730 code for a protein of 909 amino acids. The record is from RefSeq and is a predicted model, not a curated record. Gene Ontology annotation, molecular function: protein binding; RNA binding.
AUGUCUCGAUCUCGCCAACAUCCCGCGACUAACCACGAGAACUUAGUCGUUCAAAAGGUUAAGGAGAGCAAGGGCAAACAGACCUACAAAUUCCCACCACGUCCAGGUUAUGGAACCAAGGGCAAGCCAAAGUCUCUCUGGGCUAACUACAUAAAGAUGGACAUAGGAGACCUAGUACUUCAUCGAUACCAUAUCUCAGUUGACCAAGAACCCGGUGUGAGGAGGCAUAUCCAAAUUGUCAAACUACUUCUUCAACUUCCUUGUAUGAAUGAUUAUAAACAAGGCAUCAUCACUGACUUCAGGUCGACUCUUCUAUCACUAAAGAAACUCGAGAAUAUCGAAAUUCCCCAAAAGAUUGAAUACCGUGCCGAGGAUGAAGUUGAGCCACGCAAGGGCGCGAAGAAGUACAAUGUCACACUUAAUUACACCGAGACUCUCUCCAUUUCUAACCUCCAGGGUUAUGCUGAUUCCACUGAUAUUUCGGCGAUCGAUAGUAUUAAGAAAGAAAUAGUGCAAGCAUUGAAUAUUCUAUUCAGUCACUAUGCAGAGACUACUGAUAGCCUUGUCACAUUUGGGCUAGGGAGAGUUUUCCCGGUUAACGCUCCUCCUGAGGAUAAUUGCGACUUAGGCGGCGGUCUAGAGGCGAUAAGGGGCCAUUUCACAAGUGUUAGAUGGAUGACCUCUCGUUUCCUUCUCAACUUAAAUGUCUGCCGCGCAGCCUUCUAUGAGCCCUUGCUACUUAAGGACUUGAUGCUCAAAUAUCGGGAGGACGUACAAGGCACAGAACUGAAGCUAGCAUUCUUUUUAAGGGGGCUUAGAGUGCGGUUAAAUCACCUUGAUAGUUCAGAAAACGACGAUGGAGCCAUUUCCAGAAUUAGGACAAUCUGUGGCCUUGUUACAGAGGACGAUGGAAAGGGUUUAAAACAUCCCCCCGAAGGUCGUCGUUUUGGCGCUAAAUCUAAUGAAAUCAAAUUCUGGAUGGACACAAAAGGAGGUUACAUUAGUGUUUACGACUACUUCAAAGAAAAAUACAAUAUACGCGAUGACUCACAAUUGCCGGUCGUCAAUGUCGGGACAUCAGAGAACCCAAAAUAUCUCCCCCCUAAUGUCUGCAAUGUCCUGCCAGGUCAAGUGGCGAGAACUAAAUUGACUUCCGAACAAUCUCAGAAGAUGAUUGACUUUUGCACUGGUGGUCCCUCUAAAGACGCACUGAACAUCCAGCAGAUCGGAUUGCCCUCAGUUGGACUGAGAGGUAGGAACGGAACCUUUGGCCACUUUAAUAUCAGCUUCCCAGAGGAAAAUUCUUCGCCGAGCCUAAUUACAGUUCCUGCUCGUAUCUUAGAUCCGCCGGUAGUUUGUUACCGCAAUAAGAACCCUAGAUUAUACCAAACUAAUACGGCCUGGAAUCUCCGAGAUCUGCAAUUCAAUAGAACCACCGGGAUGAAUAGAUGGUCGUGUGUGAUCAUCAUGAACCAGAAUGCAACAAACUCAUACGAGGGGAGUCGCGAGGAACUGGAGAUAUUGUUCCGAAACGAGCUCUCUAAAGUCGGAAUACAAUGCAUAAAACCAGUAGAUCUAGGCAAUAACUACAAGGUUACCGUUAACAGUGUAAAAGACACGGAGGAUAUUUUCAAGACUGCCAGGAAAUAUCGUUUGAACUGGCUUUUUAUCGUCUUACCAAGACGGAUGCCAGCACUAAUCUACAACUCUAUCAAGAGGUUCGGCGAUCUUCACUACGGCAUUGCAACAAUCUGUGUCGACGGUAAUAAGCUUAGUACACAGGAAGAUCCUGCUCAAUACCUAGCCAACAUUUCCAUGAAACUCAACCUGAAGCUUGGUGGGGAUAACCAGUACGUCAAAUUCCAUGGUUUGACCAAGCUCGACUUUACCGAGACUAUGGUUGUAGGCAUCGAUGUCACUCACCCGUCCCCUUUAUCCGGCAAGGAUACUCCUAGCAUCGCCGCAGUUGUUGCAAAUAUCGACAGCUGUCUUGGACAAUGGCCGGCUGUGAUCCGACGGCAAGCGGAGGCACGCCAAGAGAUGGUGUCGGAGCUUGCGGAUAUGCUUCACUCAAGACUAUUGCUAUGGAAAAAGAGAAAUAUAUCCUACCCAGAGAACAUUCUGGUUUAUCGCGAUGGUGUAUCUGAAGGCCAGUACGAGAUGGUACUCAAUCAGGAGCUGCCUCUUCUGCGUGAGGCCUGUACUCGCAUUCCCAUGUAUCAUGAAAAACUGCCGCGCCUCACAGUGAUCAUUGUUGGGAAGCGCCACCAUACGCGGUUCUACGCACCUGGCACCGUACAACCCAACCCCUUGCCUGGAACUAUUGUCGAUCGGGGCGUGACGGAGGCCCGGUACUGGGAUUUCUAUCUUCAACCCCACGACGCGAUAAAGGGGACUGCACGUCCGAUACACUACUUUGUGCUACACGACGAGAUAUUCGGAACCUUUCGCAACCCAGUUAGCGAGCUAGAAGCCGUAACACAUGGGCUAUGCUAUGCGUUCGGUCGUGCCACGAAGCCGGUUAGUGUUUGCACUCCUGCCUACUAUGCUGAUAUAGCAUGCGAGCGGGCUCGUUGCUACCUCGACCGUUUGUUCGAUGAUCCUGGUCAAUGGACGACACAGAACGCCAAGAACUCUAAAGACGCUCAGAAACCUAUCCAGGGAAAGAUCCCUCCAUGGCAUGGGAUAGACCUUCACUCUAAUAUUAGAGAUACUAUGUUUUACAUCUGA